AUGGAUGUUGAUGAAGAUGAUGAGGAAUUUAUGGAAGGCCAUGAGGACAACGAGGAAGGCAAUAACAACGAAGAAGAAGAAGGGGAUGAUAAUAACAUGGAAGAUAAUGAGGAGCAUGAGAGCAUUCUUGAGUGGGCUGGACAAAUCUUACUCAGUGUUUAUGCUAAAGCAAAGCAACUAAACCCAGAUUUUAAUAUUGACAAGGAAGAUCCAGAGACAAUAUGUUUUAGAGUAUACAAGAUUGAUCCAGACAAUAACUACUAUCAUAAGGUAGAAAACCUAGGGGAUCAAAUAUUUUUUGUGGCAGAGGAUGGUUCUUCCUUGUCCCUUCUAGCUAGUGAUUUCAAAGAGUUACAAGGGAAUUGCAUCUAUUUUGCAACAACAGGAAGUAAUAUAGAAACUUCCUGCAUCUCUUGUGAGGUCGGCAUUUUCUACCUGGAUAGUGGAAAAAUUGAGCAACCCUUUCCAAUUGUUAAGAUGCCAAGGUACUCUCAUCUUAGUUGGUUCACCCCGAGUUUAUGGUAG
Messenger RNA from Rosa rugosa (rugosa rose), 525 nucleotides. Its product is annotated as putative F-box protein At4g22180. The record is from RefSeq and is a predicted model, not a curated record. NCBI's taxonomy places the organism in Eukaryota, Viridiplantae, Streptophyta, Magnoliopsida, Rosales, Rosaceae. The transcript has a single exon. The coding region runs from base 1 to 525 and encodes 174 amino acids.